Molecule: messenger RNA, 2514 nt
Organism: Neoarius graeffei (lesser salmon catfish)
Lineage: Eukaryota; Metazoa; Chordata; Actinopteri; Siluriformes; Ariidae
Gene: twf1a
Product: twinfilin actin-binding protein 1a
Exons: 9
Coding region: 90-1142 (350 amino acids)
Biological process (GO): actin filament depolymerization; positive regulation of neuron projection development; regulation of lamellipodium assembly
Cellular component (GO): myofibril; cytoplasm; actin filament
Molecular function (GO): actin filament binding; actin monomer binding
Source: RefSeq, a predicted model, not a curated record
UGGAGACGGUCACGUGAUUGUAGCUCUAUUUCCUUCUUCCUGGUUUGUUCGCCUUCUUCUGACAUCAGCCGCUCGCCUCGAAGGAGAAAAUGUCCCAUCAAACUGGAAUUCAAGCUUCUGGGGAGGUGAAAGACAUAUUUGCCAAAGCCAGGAAUGGAGAUUAUAGACUUCUGAAGAUUGUGAUCCAAGAUGAGCAGCUAGCACUCGGUGACACCAAGCGAGCAUCUCAGAGUUGGGAGGAAGACUAUAAUUCCUUGGUUCUCCCGACUCUUGAGAAGGAUCUACCGUGUUAUGUUCUAUAUCGCCUGGACUCCACUAAUAGUCAAGGACACGAGUGGCUUUUCAUCGCCUGGUCGCCAGACCACUCUCCUGUGAGACAUAAAAUGCUUUACGCUGCUACCAGGGCUACAGUGAAGAAGGAGUUUGGGGGUGGCCAUAUUAAAGAUGAAAUAUUUGGCACUGUAAAGGAUGACAUUUCUCUGAGUGGUUACAAGAAGUACCUCACGUCCCAGGCUGCACCUCUUCCACUCACUGCUGCAGAAGAAGAACUGCGACAGAUUAAGCUCAGUGAGGUGCAGACUGACAUCAGUGUGGAUACCAAGCAGCAGACGCUGCAGGGCGUGGCUUUCCCUUUGCACGGGGAAGCCAUGCAGGCGUUGCAGAAGUUCAAGGACAAGAAGUUCAACUAUGUCCAGCUGGAAAUCGAUUUUGACAAGGAGCUCAUCAUGUUGUCGAACACUGAGCUGACAGAACUGAAAGAUUUACCCAAGAGGAUUCCGAAUGAUGCUGCACGCUACCACUUCUUCCUGUACAAGCACACACAUGAGGGAGACCACCUGGAGUCUAUAGUGUUUAUUUACUCGAUGCCUGGCUACAGCUGCAGUAUUAAAGAGAGGAUGCUUUACUCCAGCUGUAAGAAUCCGCUCAUAGACAUGGUCGAGAACAAACUGCAGAUGGAAGUAGAGAAAAAGAUGGAAAUUGAUAACGGCGAAGAGCUGACGGCUGACUUCUUGUAUGACGAGGUCCACCCUAAACAGCACGCACACAAACAGGCGUUCGCUAAACCCAGAGGUCCUGCAGGAAGGAGAGGCGAUCGCAGGAUCACUCGACAUCCUGGAGACGGCGAGGAGGCUGAUGAUUAAACGCACAUGUGACCACAUUCCCUCUUUUUUUUCCCUGUACUCCAGUGGAACAUUCCAAUCAACGGAGACCUGUUUUACACAAAGCUAUCUACCUUUAAAAACAAAAAGCAUAUGUAUAUUUUGUCCCCAAAUCAGCACACAGACAGCAGCCUCCUAAUGAACUAUGCACACGUUGGAACUUACUCAUGUUGUGGUUUGACUUCUGUAGCUAACUUAAUUUGGUUGAAAGCAAAUGAUGCGAAUAAUAAUUAAAAAAAAAAAAGUGCUUGUUAAGACCAGGAUCGCACAAUUUAGACCUUAUUCGAAGUGCAGUACUAUAAAACAUACUUCUGACACUGGCAUGAUUGUAGUAAAUACCACACAUGUACAUGUUUAGAAACACCAGCAUGAAUGUUGGUAUAACAAUCCCUUAGAGGAAGGUGAUAUUUGUCAGUAGAAUGGACCGUUUUAUCAUUUGGAAAAGCUCGUGUGUUUUGCGUUUAUGCAAGUUUCAGCGACUGCAGUAAGAAGUUAUAUUAUUGGAUUGUUACUACUUUAGGAUGAUCAUGUAAGCUCUGAAAUGUGAACAAGAACAAAAAGACCUCCACAAAACCUUUUUUUUUUUUUCCUCUUUAAAUUCCAAUUUUGUCUGUAAAAAGUUUUGUAUUUUUACAUGACACUUAAGUUAUAGAUGUAUUCAACACAAACACCAAACACUGUAUGCUCACAUUUACAAACUCUGGUCACAGAUAUUUGAACGUUAGACAUUGCUUUUUAUAUCACAAUAAUAAAAAAAGUUUCAUUUUUGAUAUGACUGACUGACUGUCACGUGCUCAUGUUCCUGUUUUUGCCAAGAAUGGUAUUUUUCCUAUGCAAGUGAUGUAGAUUUUAAUGCGGUUGUAUAGAGUUCAGACGUGUUUCGAUGGCUGUGGCGUGGCUUAGAUUGUCUAAUUUCGCUAUCGAUAAUGAAAAACAAAAAGCAGUUGUAUAAACAGCUUAACCCACUGGGUGUAGAAAGUAAAAUGGCAAGUAAGCGUCAUGUAAAACUUUACACUGUAUACUGAUGGGGGGAGUUGAGAUGAAUUGGCUUCAGAAUUUGUAUUCAGUGAAUUACUUGAAUAUUUACACUAAUGAUUUGUUUAACUCGAUUGCUACUAUUGCUUUUUCUAAGGCACUGGUGUGCACUUUCUACAAUGUAGCACAAGGUGUCAGGAAAACUACUCGCAUGACAAUAUACAUAAGUAAAAAAUGUGCGAUAAACCACUGGUGAACAUCUGCACGAGCCAACAAUCAUGUAAAUGAAAUUAUAUAGUGAAUUAUGUCUCAUGUUCGGUGGUCAAGAGUGCUUUCUCUGUAAUGUUAUUUUUAAAGAAUAAAAAUAUUUUAAAAAUCA